GAGCACGUACCGCUAACACAGAACAUCUUUGUUGGUGUGACAAUAUGCAAACAGACCUGGAAGUCCGCAAGAUAACUGAACACUUAUAAAUACGUCGAAUAUCAACUAUUCGAGCACAGUGUAUCCUCGCCCAUGCGCCUUGCGUACUGUCCAAACGUUUUUCAUUACUAACUAUUCUACUACCUUUCCUACUAAUACUUUCCUAAUUGAAAAUGGCACCCGGUGUCAUUUCCAAUACUGAUGUCAUCCUUAACAAUCCUUUGGAAGAAAUUUCUUCUGUCCACGGCGAGACUCUAAUCAGUGCUCUGAUUGCUCAAAAAGAGCUUUCCCCUGAAAAAUGUCCCAUAGAUCAUACCAAGCUGAUUAUCAAUGAAGUGUUUAGUGGCGGUAAAGUUGAAAAUGGUGUCAAGGUUAAUGGAGACGCGAAUGAGGCUGAAAUGAAUGGGAGUGUUCAUAUCAGCGGUGAGAAAACCUGCCCCAUUGACCACACCGAUGGUGAUGUAUUAUUGAAAGAGCAAAACGGCGUGAAGAAUGAUCUAAAUGGAACAGUAGUGACUAAACAGGCAACUAAAAUGCCGCCUCGUAAAGUUGUAAAACCGAAAGUGUUGAAGAAUUUUGAAACUCACGAUUAUCUUUACGAUCGCCUGUAUGACAGUGGUUGCCCUAUGGCGCCAACACUAUGCAACGAGAAGUCAUGUCUGGGCAGCGUCAUGGCCAUACCUGGCCGCGGGGAUGUGCCAAGAGUACCAGAGGAAGUACUCAACGACGCCAAGGACUUCUUUGGCCAAUACUUUGCUUCCAUCAGAAGGGCAAACACCCCAGCCCACGAAACGCGUUGGAACGCAGUCCAGGAGGAAGUUGCGAAGACCGGCACCUACCAGCUGACCACCACCGAGUUGGUGUUCGGGUGCAAGCUGGCCUGGAGAAACGCCAGCCGGUGCAUAGGCAGGAUACAGUGGUCUAAACUGCAGGUUUUCGACUGUCGACAAGUGACAACCACAAGUGGGAUGUUUGAAGCGCUGUGCAACCACAUCAAAUACAGCACCAACAAGGGCAACAUUAGGUCCGCCAUCACGGUGUUCCCGCAGCGAACGGACGGGCAGCACGACUACAGAAUAUGGAACAGCCAGCUGAUCAGCUACGCGGGCUAUAAGCAGCCAGACGGCACCGUGCUGGGCGACCCGAUGCACUGCGAAUUCACUGAGCUUUGCCUGAAACUGGGCUGGAAGCCACCUAGAACGGCUUGGGAUAUUUUGCCCUUGGUACUGUCCGCCAAUGGGAAAGACCCCGAUUACUUUGAGAUCCCCAGAGAACUCAUCAUGGAGAUUCACAUGACCCAUCCGACGUACGAAUGGUUUGAAGAGCUAAAUCUGCGCUGGUAUGCGCUACCCGCGGUAUCGAGCAUGCGUUUCGACUGCGGCGGCAUCGAGUUCACCGCGAAUGCUUUCAACGGCUGGUACAUGAGCACGGAGAUCGGUUGCAGGAAUUUUUGUGAUGUCAACCGGCUUAAUAUGCUUGAGAUAGUGGCCCAGAAAAUGGGAUGUGACACCAGAACGCCAGUGACCUUGUGGAAAGACAAGGCUCUAGUGGAAGUGAACGUGGCCGUGCUUCAUAGCUUCCAGCAGCAUAAUGCCACCAUCGUCGACCACCACACUGCUUCUGAGAGCUUCAUCAAGCAUCUUGACAAUGAAAACCGAUUACGAUCGGGAUGUCCAGCGGAUUGGAUAUGGAUCGUUCCGCCGAUGUCGUCAUCCAUCACACCGGUAUUUCAUCAGGAGAUGGCGCUAUAUUAUCUCAGGCCUUCCUACGAAUAUCAGGAACCAGCGUGGAAGACCCAUCAGUGGCAGAAGUCAAAGCCAAUCACCGGUAAAAGGCCGAUAAACAGAAAGUUCCACUUUAAGCAGAUAGCUCGAGCUGUCAAAUUUACAUCCAAACUGUUCGGCCGGGCGCUUUCGAAGAGGAUUAAGGCGACGGUUUUGUAUGCGACCGAGACCGGCAAAUCUGAGCAAUACGCCAAGGAGUUAGGAGUCAUAUUUGGACAUGCCUUCAACGCUCAGGUCCAUUGCAUGGCAGACUAUGAUAUAACCUCAAUAGAGCACGAGGCCCUUUUGUUAGUUGUUACAUCUACUUUUGGAAAUGGUGAUCCCCCAGAAAACGGUGUGGCUUUCGGAGAACAUCUUUGCGAGAUAUUGUACGCAGAUCAAGUUGAAGAUGCCGGGGCUCAAAACAUGCCGACACCAAAGUCUUUCAUUAAGGCUAACAGCCAAAUGGAAUUGCAAAAAAUUACGGUGGGGAAUCCCAAACAGUUGAAUCGAUUGGAAUCACUUAAAGGAAGCGCCACUGACACGGUGUCCAUUGAUAGUUUUGGGCCACUCAGCAAUGUUCGUUUUGCUGUGUUCGCUCUGGGUUCGAGCGCAUAUCCCAAUUUCUGUAAUUUUGGAAAAUAUGUGGACAAACUGCUGGGUGACCUCGGUGGCGAGAGGAUCCACGACGUGGCCACUGGUGACGAGAUGUGUGGACAGGAUCAGGCAUUUAGAAAAUGGGCUUCCAGUGUGUUUAAUGUUGCUUGUGAGACGUUCUGCUUGGAUGACGACGAAACACUACAAGAAGCAAAGAGAGCGCUAGGAACGGUGGCACUGAGUGAGCAAACUGUUCGGUUUACACAUCCAGAAAACAAACCACCUACUUUGACAGUUGCGCUACAGUCGACUCUAAACAGACAACUUCUGACGUGUGUUGUUAGGGCCAAUAAAGAUUUGGGCGAUGAAUCAGCUGAAAGAUCUACUAUCUUCAUUGAGAUGGAACCAAAGGAUGAAAUCAAGUACGACCCUGGAGACCACGUUGGGAUAAUUGCUUGCAAUCGUAAGGAACUGGUGGAUAGUUUGUUAGCACGUUUAAAAGACAUAGAUGAUUACGACGAAGCAUUGCAGCUACAGCUUAUGAAGGAAACGCAUACAUCAGCUGGACCGGUAAAAUCUUGGGAGCCACAUGAAAGAUUGCCAAUAGUUAGUGUGAGACAGCUGUUCACACGCUUUCUAGACAUCACUACUCCUCCAACCACGAUACUUUUACAGUAUUUGGCGACAACCUGUGAGAAUGAGGAUGAGAGAACACAGCUCAACUUAUUAGCCACUGAUCCUGGAGCAUAUGAAGAUUGGCGGCACUUCCACUUCCCUACAUUGGCUGAAGUAUUGGAACAGUUUCCUUCAGCUAGACCAAGCGCAUCCCUAUUGGCUGCCCUGUUGUCACCUCUGCAACCGAGAUUUUAUUCCAUAUCGUCUUCACCUAUUGCGCAUCCCAAACGAUUGCAUCUUACAGUGGCUGUUGUUACAUACAGAACUCAAGAGGGCGAAGGUCCUGUUCACUACGGCGUUUGCUCCAACUACCUUAUGGACCGAAAGCCUGGUGAUGAAGUGUACUUGUUUAUUAGAAGGUAUUUUUUUAUCUUUAAAUCCCGGUUAUUUUCAUUAAACUCACUGAGUUUACUCAAUGAAAAUAUUAACCAAAUAUUUAUUUCCAGCGCGCCAAACUUCCAUCUUCCCGAGGACUUGUCAGUUCCAUUAAUUCUCAUCGGGCCUGGUACUGGUAUUGCACCUUUCCGUGGCUUCUGGCACCAUCGAAGAGCACUACUUAACUCUCGCACUCGCAGUAACACUGGCCCUGUUUGGCUUUUCUUUGGGUGUAGAACGAGGACUAUGGACCUGUAUCGAGAAGAAAAGGAACAAGCUUUGAGAGACAAUGUCCUUACCAAAGUGUUCCUUGCUUUAUCACGGGAAAAGAACAUUCCAAAGAUGUACGUUCAAGAGCUAGCUGAAAAAGAAGGACAGGAAAUUCACGAUUUAUUAAUAAACCGGGGAGCGCACUUUUACGUGUGCGGUGACUGCAAAAUGGCCGAGGACGUCAAUCAAAAGCUCAAAGGAAUCAUAAUGAAGUACAGCAAUAUGACUAAAGAUCAAGUUCAAAGCUUCAUGUUUAAGUUAAAGGAGGAGAACCGCUACCACGAAGACAUCUUCGGCAUCACGCUCCGUACAGCCGAGGUGCACAGCGCGUCGCGGGAGUCGGCACGGCGCAACCGAGUUGCCGCGCAACCCUGACGCCGGUCCUCUCGUUUUCGACCCAACUCGCUCAUCUAGCAAGUACUCCCCACGACUAACAACAACUAUGUUAUUGCUAUAUCAUACUUCAGUCCUUUACUAAGUACAAGCAUUGAUGAGUCAAAUAUACCAAAUCAAAAAUAUAUGAAAAUUUUAACGGUGUAAAGUUUAUAUUCACACCAGUGAUUGUGAGAAAUUAAAUUCUUUAUAAAACUCCAUUAAUACAACGUAUAACAUAUAACUGAUCUAAUUGCUAAAUCUGAUAGCAUUUAAUAAUAGCUCAUGAGGGCUUCGACGUGGCUAAUUAACCUGUUCUCUGAUUUGGCAUCUUCUUGUGUAUUAUUUUUAUGUUCAAUUUGCAAUUGUGUAGGUAAUUUUGGUCAUUUCAAACCCACUGAGAUUUUAAAGAAAAAUCUUUCAUGGGUUUUUCUAACUUACUUAUUUGGAAUGUCAAUGGGGAAAAGACCGUCUAUAAGGGAAGAUCGUCUACAAACUAACUAGUUUCGUCGCUUUUAACUCCUGAGUUUGUACACAUACUCCACUUACAGAAGGUAGGUAAAGUAAAAGGAGUGGAGCUUUUUCUUUCUGACCAUGUCUGAGCGACGGGCUAGCCUAACGGAACUGCCCGCGUAGCCAACGUGCAUAUCGUUCUCGCUCAGUGGCGGACGAAACGCAACUGUCAUCGUCGCACUAAUAUGGAAGAGUGAUAAAGAGAGAUAACUACGCUACGCUACGUAGCGCUAACAAUUGGCAUUGGCAAUCGUUAACGCUUCUUAGCGUAGCGUAGUUAUCGCUCUCUCUCAUUUCGUUUGCUACGGAGCGUUAACGAUUGUCAAGUUGGCUACGGUCCCUCGUCAGCAUAGCCAGAUC
Molecule: messenger RNA, 4964 nt
Organism: Cydia pomonella (codling moth)
Lineage: Eukaryota; Metazoa; Arthropoda; Insecta; Lepidoptera; Tortricidae
Gene: Nos
Product: nitric oxide synthase-like protein
Exons: 21
Coding region: 213-4094 (1293 amino acids)
Biological process (GO): nitric oxide biosynthetic process
Molecular function (GO): FMN binding; calmodulin binding; nitric-oxide synthase activity
Source: RefSeq, a predicted model, not a curated record